This is a messenger RNA of Bufo gargarizans (Asiatic toad), 6008 nucleotides long. It is a transcript of the gene ARHGEF26, whose product is annotated as Rho guanine nucleotide exchange factor 26. Gene Ontology annotation, molecular function: guanyl-nucleotide exchange factor activity; protein binding. The record is from RefSeq and is a predicted model, not a curated record. Lineage: Eukaryota; Metazoa; Chordata; Amphibia; Anura; Bufonidae. Gene Ontology annotation, biological process: activation of GTPase activity.
CAGAGUUUGCAGUGCAGUCCCGCAGAUUCGCUGCGUUCCUGACACACAGCUCACCUACCUGUACGUGCGUUAUUUGGCCGUCCCUGUGCCGCUGGACUCUGAGCCUGUCACUCCCCGAGGACAUAACGUUCCCUCCGCCCUGUGCAGGUGGAGCUGCUCCUGCGGACACUUCUCCUGGAGCUCUCAGCUUUUCGCCCGCAGUGCUCGGCUUCUUCUAUCUGGAUGUCUGCGGGACGGGGCGGCUCCGAGCUGUCAGAAGUGCGUGAUGGACACUGACUGAGGAAUGGCAGGCUGUCGGAGGUUUCAUGACCUUCAUUAGGAUUUUGGUGGCUUUUGAAGAAUGAACAAACGUUGCCAUGGAGGCAGAAAGUGAGGUGGAGUUUCCCAGCGAUGUGAAAUUUGUUCCAUUGUGGAGGAAAGCUAAUUCUCAUGUCCCGCACGGAGAGGGACUGUACUACAGCCCCAAACCAAGACCACAGUCCUAUCAGAGCCCGAAUGGAUUGCUCAUUACAGACUUCCCUGUGGAGGACAAGCAGAGUUUCACAGUGACCCAACCUGCCGAAAGGAUUACAAGUUCUCCAGAGGGCAGGAUCCAUCACCAAGGAGGAACUUGCUUGCACCGUCCUAAUGGGAAAUUGCAGCCAUCAUCUUCCCUAUCAUCUCUGGAAUAUAAAUCAUUGUCCCCAAGCCAAAAGCGUUCAUCUCAGGUCUUGAAAGUGGUUUCCAAUAAUUCUAUCACUUUUACUAACAGUGAAUACCUUUCUUCUCCAAGCCAAAAACCAAUGCUUUCAAGGCGGACAUCUGGCAAUGUUACACUGACGCCUGAUCGGGAGAAGAUUGUCUUUGGGUCCAGUUCUGGAUUGGUAUCUAAUGGGAUGGUUACCACUACUAACUGCAGCCAACAGGACGCAGAUAUUUCCGAUUCUUUCUCUAGUUCUCCAAAAUCUCCUUUAGAAGAAAAACAGCCUCUGCAAAGAGUCCCAUCUAACCCAGAAAGGCAGUCCAUCAUUCUGAGCACAAACAGUGUGGUGUCUCUCAAAAUAGGGGAGCGACAAAUCAUUCCCAAAGACUUGGCCACGGAGAUCAGGAUGACCACCAAUAAGAAUAGCGCACAGAACAGUCAGAACAUGGAGCCCAGCAGAAGGCUGCUCAAGACUCGUAGCAUGGUGGAGACCAGCACAAGUGGCCGGGUGGCCUCUCCAGAAGAUGGAGAUGUAGAAGCAGAGACCGAAAGCCCGGGUGCACUACGUAGGGGGCUUAGGUCCACCUCGUAUCGAAGGGCGGUAGUAAGUGGUGUCGAUUUCAACAGUUCAGCAGAUAGGAAAAAAAAUAACAGAAUGUCUCAGCCAAUCCUCAAAGCCGUGGUAGAAGAUAAAGAACGCUUCUCUAGUUUGGGAAGGAUAAAACGCAAGAUACUACGAGGACAAGGAACUUUCGAUGGGGAAGAGAACGCCGUCUUAUAUCAAAACUACAAGGAGAAGGCGCUGGAUAUCGACUCAGAUGAGGAAGCUGAUGGCAAAGAGCCGAAAGAAGAUCGCAUUGUUGUUUUGUACAAACCUUUGAGGUCCACGUGGAGUCAGCUGUCAGUGGUAAAGAAGAAUGGCUUGUCACAGAGCAUUGGCCAAGAAGAAAGAAAAAGACAAGAGGCAAUGUUUGAGGUUAUUUCAUCGGAACAUUCAUAUCUACUCAGUUUAGAGAUUUUAAUUCGAAUGUUCAAGAAUUCUAAGCAACUGAGUUCUACCAUGACCAAGACUGAAAACCACCAUCUCUUCUCCAAUAUUACAGAUGUGUGUGAGGCCAGCAAAAAAUUUUUUAAAGAACUGGAAGGAAGACAUCAAAGAAACAUUCUCAUUGAAGACAUCAGUGACAUUAUGGAGAAACAUGCAAAGUCUACGUUUGAUCCCUAUGUGAAAUAUUGCACAAAUGAAGUCUAUCAGCAAAGGACACUACAGAAAUUAAUAGCUACAAAUGCAUCCUUCAGGGAGGUUUUGAUGAAAAUUGAAGCCCAAGAAGAAUGCAGGAAUCUCCCCAUGAUCUCGUUCCUCAUCCUUCCAAUGCAAAGAGUUACUCGUCUCCCACUCCUCAUGGAUACAAUUUGUCAAAAAACACCUAAAGAUUCUGCUAAAUAUGAAGCCUGUAAAAGAGCCUUGAAAGAAGUUAGCAAGCUGGUACGUCUGUGCAAUGAAGGAGCAAGGAAGAUGGAAAGAACAGAAAUGAUGGUGACCAUUAACUCUCAGUUGGAGUUUAAAAUAAAGCCUUUCCCCUUAGUGUCGUCUUCUCGGUGGUUAUUGAAGAGGGGGGAACUUGCAUCCUUCGUAGAGGACACUGGCAUUUUCUCCAAGAGGACAACAAAACAACAAGUCUACUUCUUCCUGUUCAAUGACGUGCUCAUUAUUACGAAGAAGAAGAGUGAUGAGAGCUACAAUGUGACAGACUAUUCCAUGCUGGACCAGCUCCAUGUUGAGCAGUGUGACAAUGAAGAACCAUGUUCUCCUUUAAAGAACAGUACGCCCAUCCUUUACUCAAGACAGAGCUCAGCGAACCAUCUGUUCACACUCACCAUCCGAAGCAAUUAUGCUGGAGACGAGGUGGAGAUGCUGUUGGGAGUCGAUACCCUGAGUGACCGAGCACGUUGGAUCACCGCACUGGGUCAGAGCACAGAAAAGGCAUGCACCGAUAGAACUACUUUAACACAAGUGGAGAUUAUCCGGACCUAUACUGCCAAGCAGCCAGAUGAGCUGUCCCUGCAAGUUGCUGAUGUCGUCCUCAUUUACCAGAAAGUCAAUGAUGGAUGGUAUGAAGGUGAACGGCUGAGGGAUGGCGAAAGAGGCUGGUUCCCCCUUGAAUGUGCUAAAGAAAUAACAUGCAAAGCUACAAUAGAGAAGAACAUGGAACGGAUGGGACGAUUGCUGGCGCUGGAAACGAAUGUGUAGAAGUAAAGGCGUAGCAUUUUUCUUACUGCAGGAUUUGCACUAUAGUAGCAGCACUGUGUAGAGAAAUAAGAGGGACGAGGAGUGACCACUGACCUAGGACUUCUGCAUGGACGAAAGAAGAGCUAUGACACGGCCAGGUUGGUUUACUUAACCAGACAAGUGCUGGACUGCCUAUGUGAGAACUCCCUGCUUAUCAGUCCACACAUUUGUAGCCUCUCUUUAUCUCUGGGAGAAAAUUUUAUAUUGAGAACUUGAAACAUAGCAAGGCAGGAAAUGACUAUGAAGAAACCCGAUCGUGGAGACUUCACACCUUCAUUCACAUUCCAUGGGAUUAUCCUGCACUGUCCUCGCACUGAGAGGUCCCGCGGACUACGCUCGGUGGAUAUUAGAGGGGCUGUUAUGAAUGACAAUUCAGAUAAGCUGUGUAUUUUACCACUACAGUGCGACAGGCGAGGUUGAGAAUGUUCAUGUUUUGGAGCAAUGUUGUUCUGAAUUACUAGGGAAUUAUGACUACUUGUCAAAGGAGAACUUAACUUUGGUUAGGAAAGAAGGUUUCCUUAUUUCAGAAACAGCAGCACUCCUGUCUGUGGAUUGUUUCUGGUAUUUGCAGUUCAGACUCAUUUGCUUGAUCAAGACUUAGUAGUAGCCCAUGGACAUGAGUUGCAUUUGUUCCUACAAUAAGAGAGCCUAUUAUUUAAUACAACCCCUGUAUAUAACAGUGUAUCCCUCCUCUCCUGACUCAAGGCCAGCUGUCAAGUCAUCACAAGAAGCAUCGUCAGCACCAAAAGGGAAAAUAAGGGCCCAUUUACCUGGCCUGAUACCCAGGGCAAUGAUUGGGAACGAACCAUUCAUUUACAACCAUUGGCCAUGACCAGUUACACGCCGCAGCAAUCCUCCGCUCUGUAUUAGAAUGCACAAUCAUUUGUCGCCUAGAUUCAUUUUUUGCCGGCAGCACAUUCCUACUUACACACAGGGAUAUGCCGUCUACAAAGGCUGAUUUGUAUGUUCCACAGAUCACCCAGCAAACAAGUGCUCUGCUUGUUUGUCAGGUGAUCAGCAGCACAAGUACACGAGGCAGUUAUCGGGAACGAGCUUUCCUACAAACAUCUGUUCCUGAUCAUCUGAACUAGGAGCAAUGGGGGUGUUGCCCCUACUCCUAGAGGCUGUGUUCUCCCUCCGCUGGGCACACCCUCAUCAUCCAGGCAGGAUGAGGUGAGCGCUGCUUGGCCCUGUCAGUCAGCAUGAUGAGGGUGUGCCCAGAGGAGGGAGAGCAGAGCCUCUAGUAGUAGGGGAAACACCCCCAUUGCUCUAGAGGCUCACUUGCAUUUAACAAACAUAGAGGGACAUAGACAGACGGGACAAAGACUGUUAUCUUCAGCUGACAUCAGCACAUAUGUAAAGACUUGCAAUUUUAACAAAUCAAAUCUAUAACUGCUUAUGAGCAGACGUAAAUUUUAGCAAAAAUUUGUGCCAUAUUCUCCUAAAUGAGGUCUUCUUUGGAGGUCAUGAGGACUUUUCUCAUCGCUUGCUAUGACCUACAGGAUUUUAGUGGUGCCGUGUGAGACAAAAACUGGCAUACACUGCAUUAUAAUUGUGGGCUAUUGUCUUUUUAGAAGUGAGUGCUUGUAUUAAUAGAAGGGUACAUGCAUCACACAUCAAGUGACAUGCACAGCACAUAGCAGUGUACAUACGAACAUCAGUCAUCACUGGGAUUACAGACCAUUGGCAAAAUAUGUUAAAAACAUGACAAUGAAUAAAAGUCUAUAGGAAUUUAGGGGGUCAUUUAUUAAGAUACCGGUCUUAAUAACCCCUAUAUCUGGUGGUGGAUCUGCUGAAGUUAUGAAGAGGUGCAUCCAGCGCCAAUCUAAAUGUAAGACAGCUUCCUUGCUGUCUUACAUUUAGACCAUUUUGUACACCUAAAACAGGCAUAGAAAAUGAUGAAUUAGACGGGCCUGCUGGUCCACGUGACGCCCACUUUUUUAUACAUAGCGUGAGUGGGGAAAAGUCGCAGAUUGUGGUGCAACUAACUGUUGUGCCGCAAUCUGCGCCUGAAAUACACCUUAUAUAAGCAUAUUUCAGGAUAAUAAAUGACCCCCCUUAGUUCUGUAUUAGAAGGUCAGAUAUUUUUUUAACUAGCGAGUUGUCUACAUUCAGAAAAUGUACAAUUACAUGUAAACAAUAAUUGCUAAAUAUUUUCACUGUUUUCUUAUUAUUGCAAUCGUUGUGUUUUUACCCCAAGAGCAUCUACGCUGCUAAUGAUCGGCAGAUUUCUGAUAAUCCUUCAGUCUGGUAGAUUUGUCCAGUCAAUGGAAAUGAAACAAUUUAUUGUCAUUAUUUGAUUGCUGCAUGCUAUUACAUAUAGAGAUAAUUUAUCAAAUUUGAAACAUUAUAUGAUAAUUACUCUGAGGCCUUUAGAAUGAAAAAAUUGACAUCAGCAUUCCUGCCAAAAUCUGUUUUAUUGUGCCUCAUCCAAAACACCAUGCCACUUUUUCGCCCUUUUUCAAGCCUUGAAAUAGGCUUCUUAGAGGCCAAAAUGGUGCAUACAGAUUUUGGUAGGAAUGCUGACAUCCAUUUUUGUUUUAUUUGUGUUAUUCAGGACUGAUAUUGCUGAACUAUAGUGGACUGUAGCUGACAUCUGUGCUGUUUCCACCUCUACAUCUAUAAUAGGCCCUUAAAGCGUACCUGAAUUUUCAAAAAAGGUUACAUAAUAAUGGCUGUGCUUCUUUGUACAAUCAUAACAGUUAUGGAAUAGUUAUGUUUGGGCUUACCUAAAGUGUCUUUCAGCUGCACAGCUAGAUCCAUUUCACUUAAAAGCAGGGGCCAUCUUCCUUCUGCCAGCACUGUACUGCUGUGAUAUCCUUUCCCUUACUUCCCACUAUGUUUCAAAAAAGGUUACAUAAUAAUGGCUGUGCUUCUUUGUACAAUCAUAACAGUUAUGGAAUAGUUAUGUUUGGGCUUACCUAAAGUGUCUUUCAGCUGCACAGCUAGAUCCAUUUCACUUAAAAGCAGGGGCCAUCUUCCUUCUGCCAGCACUGUACUGCUGUGAUAUCCUUUCCCUUACUUCCCACUAUGUUU